Molecule: messenger RNA, 6993 nt
Organism: Dreissena polymorpha
Lineage: Eukaryota; Metazoa; Mollusca; Bivalvia; Myida; Dreissenidae
Product: nephrocystin-3-like
Exons: 27
Coding region: 388-4323 (1311 amino acids)
Cellular component (GO): kinesin complex
Molecular function (GO): protein binding
Source: RefSeq, a predicted model, not a curated record
UAUGUUUGUUUUCUUCUGUAAAUAACAUUUAGCUUUUAGGAGAUUUGUGAAUGGUUUUGCAUUAAAAUAUUUGCAACAAUGGCUCACAUGCACUAAAUUUAAUCCAUCCUUACCAUAGAAUGUUAUUACUUUAUAAUUGCUUUAUCCAAAUUCGCUUAAUUCGAAUAUAAAUUACACUUACCCAAUGUCGGAUAAAAAGUUUCGGAUAUAAUAUUGAAAUAUUAAAGACAACGCGUGAUAUGUCCAUAUGACAAGAAAUUACAGAAGUGAAUAAUAAUUGGCUUGAAGCCAGUUGAUGGCAAUUUCUUAAAAUAAACCAAGAUUUGCGAUUCCAGAAACCAACAAACAGCUCAGCUUGGUGUUCUUAAGUGUUAUAAAAAUAAUACCAUGGGAAAUGGAGCUUCAUUCCUUAGGGCCCAGGACGAUGAUGAUAUCCUGGGAACUGACCUUGAUGGGAGCAGUAAAGGGGUCAUUAAAAGGAUUCCCAUUGAGAUGAAACCCAGGGGUAAACUUGGAAUUAAAAAACCCACAAACUCCCUACUGAGAAAGCCAAAAGGCGGAAGUUUACGGUCUGCUCUGUCUAUAGACUUAGAGCACCCUGAGGUUGAAAGAAUCCGACGAGAGUAUGAAAUAUAUCGUUUGAACACUGAAAACGAGGUUCAAAACCUGAAGCGGGAGAAAGAUAAACUUGAGAACGAUAACCGCAGGCUUCGAGCAGAAUUGACGGUUUUACAGAGAACCUGUUAUAACAUGAGACAGGAGAAAGACGCUGCAGUUGGCGAGAAAAAAGAGGCGUUGGUGCGCUCUGCGGCUUUUGAGCAUGAACGGGAUAAAGUCCAGAAAGUAUUUAAGAUGUUCAGGGAGACAAAAGAGAACGAGAUACAGAACCUUCUCAAGGCCAAACGAGAGCUGGAGAACAAGCUGAGCAAGCUGGCCCACGGAUACUUCCCUGAAGAAGUAGAUACGGCAUCCAGGAUUGGCAUGGACACAACGAGCACAGGUGACGGGUGGCCGACCAAUGAGAGUGAGUCAUCGAUGGGCAGUCAGAUCCACAUCAACCCGCCCACUUUGACGCCCCGGGGACCUGAGACAGCUCGGGCGUUUGACUGCCUAACGGGCUUUGAUGGUCCAUUCACUGACGUCAACAAAGGCGAUUGGUCGUCUGCAUUGGAAAACCUGAACCAGAUCGUCCCCAUAAUUCCUGAGCAGUCGCUAAGCUGCGCCCUGCAUUUGUACAUCAGCGCCCCGAGAGACGCACAGGGCGAAGUCGAUACCUUUAUGAAGGAAUACCGCCCAGAUUUACAGGCCAUGUGUGAAAACGAGGGCCGUAUGCUGGUGACAUUGCACUUUUGGACCGCCGAGACCGACGACUCACAUGGGAUUCAAAAUAUACAAACCCAGAUGAGAAAACAUCACGCCAGUCUCUCCUCCAUAUUUCUCGCGUUUCUCGGCGACAGCACGGACAUACACACAGAUGCCGAGUACCACGUUGGCCAUCUUGAUCACCCAGGGGAGAGAACUGCUGUCUUCUGCUUCAGAGAGCUAAAGAGUUCGAAGGCAGGUUCUGAUGCCCGAAUCUUGAGAAACCAUGUCACAGAGAGCGGGGGAGUGAAAAUCAUUGACGCCUAUCCCUCCCCAGAAAAAGGGGCAGAACUCGCUUAUAUUGAAAUACGGAAAAUCCUGAGAAUCGAACUCGGACUGGAUGAGAAACCAAGAGACGAUGAGUUUGAAAUCCGCGAUCGAGACAAUCCAGAGCUUGUACCGGGUGUCUGGGACACGCUUUGCAACUUCGAACAGAUGGAGGCAUUUAAUUACGCCGUGAAAUCCAGCUGCGAGCUUGGAUUUGAAAAGCACUAUGAUCGCCUCAACGCUCACGUGAUGUCUGCAGGACCCUUGCCCCCGUUCCUCAUCUUGGGACCAUCAGGGGCCGGGAGAACACUACUCAUGAGUAAAUGGGUGACUCUUCAUGCGGAGAAGUUUCCAGGCAGUCUGGUGAUCUACCACUUCGUGGGGGCUGACAGCUCCAUUGGAGCCGACCCUGCGGUCAUGAUCAGAAGGAUUACUUCACAGUUGACCCAGAAAUUGUCGUCUGCCCCUCCGUUGACCUCUGACCCAUCCCGCCUGAUGGAGGAGUUCCCAAGAUGGCUGGAGAAGAUAUCGUCACGUACAGCAGGGGGGGUGAUCCUCGUGCUUGACUCCAUCGACAGGCUUCAUCAAGCGGAAGUCCAGCUAAAAUGGCUGCUGGAUCCACUUCCUGUUGAUGCGCGCAUUAUUGUAUCUGCGCACGAGGAGACCUGCCCACAGGCCUGGAGAUCUUGGCCAAACCUUCAAGUGGAGCCCCUUAGCAACAAGAAUGUGAAGGAGUUGCUAAGGGCGGAGCUUGUGUCGCUAGGGUCAGGCCUUAGCAACGAAGAGGAGACUAAGGUGCUGACACACUGUAGAAAUGCGGCCACGUGUAUCCCGCUCUAUGUUAUGGUGCUUUCCCGACACAUGGCCAGUUGCCAUGGAAACGAGGCCAUGGUCAGUAAACAUCUAGACGCCCUACUGACCUCGUCUGACUGCGUUGGACUCUACAUGAAGGUGCUAGAACUCGUUAAGGCUGAAAUUGAGGCCCCCGAAUUUAGAGGAAUGACAAGAAAGGUCCUGUGCCAUCUGUACCUGAGUCGUAGUGGUCUGUGUGAGGUGGAACUACUGGACCUGGUUCCAGGCCUGACCUGGGCCUUCCUGGGUCCGUUCUGUUACAGGCUCACUCAGCACCUGGUAUUGAAGUACCAGGGGGGACUACUCAUGUUUGCCCACGAACAGGUUUACAAAGCAGUGCAUGACUUCUGUUUUGCCAAGUCAGAUGGCAAGUUAGUGGCUGACAUUCAGACGGAACUGAUCAACUAUUUCAAGUCUAAAAUGAGUUCCCUGAAGGUCAGUUGCCGGGCUUCAGAAGAGUUGCCAUGGUUACUCAGUGAGGUUGAUGACAGAGAGGCAUUGAAACUCUGUCUACAGAACAUGUUUGUCUUUCAGAACGUGGUUGCUAGAGGUCGGACAAAUGAGCUUCUUCAGUACUGGGCCCUACUGGGAUCAGACAGAGCCGUCAUGGCAACGGACUAUCUGGCUGCAGCCAAACAAAUGGAAGAUAAUGUUGGUCAGUUCAAAGGGCGGGUAACUCUGGCUGACAUUGCGGACCUGUAUGAAACCUUGGGAAAAUUCUUGAAGGACAUCGGACAAUUGAAUCAGGCACUUUCGGCACUGCAGCGUGCCCUCGAGGUUCGCGAGACAGCCCUUGAUCCCGACCACCCGAUCGUGGCCCACUCACUGCACCAGCUAGCAGGACUUCAUGCGCACAGGAACCAGUUCUCCUCUGCGGAGUCGCUGUACAAUCAGGCCCUGAUGAUUUACGAGAGUGCCUUCGGACAGGACCAUGUGUUGGUGGCGAAGGAGUAUGACGCACUGGCGCUAUUGUUUCUGAAACAGGACAAGCUGGAACAGGCAGAUCUGUUGAAGAAGAAGGCUGUCGCUAUCCGAAAGAGCAUUAAAACACCCAGAACUAUGACGCCUCGCGUUCAAGGCAUGGACCCUCUGAGAAAGCGAGCUCUUCAUUUGGAGGGACUGUGUGUGGGACCGGAGUCUGCGACUCAAGCUCGGACGCUAAACGAACUUGGGGUGCUCAACUAUCUACAGAACGAUUUUGACACAGCAGAGAAGUUCUUCAAGCGUUCCCUCGAGAUGCGUGAACACGUCCUGGGUCCAAACCACCUCGAUCUGGCGCAGUCCCUUAACAACCUCGCAGCGCUGUAUAACGAUCGUAAAAACUAUGCCAUGGCGGAGCCGCUCUAUGAACAGGCGUUGCAGAUUCGCCAGCAGAAUCUUAGCGCGGAUCAUCCCAGCACAGCCGCCGUGAUCAUGCAUUUGGCUUUAGUCUACCGGAAACAGGGUAAAUUUGAAAAGGCUGAACCACUGUACAGACAGACAGUGGAGAUACGUGAGCGAGCAUUCGGUCCGGAGCAUCCAUCUGUGGCCACUGCGCUUGUGAAUCUGGCUGUGCUGUUGUCACAACAGAACAAGCACAGCUUUGCGGAACCUCUGUAUGAACGUGCCUUGAAAAUAUACGAGGAAAGUCUCGGUGUACAUCACCCAAGAGUGGCGGAAACUCUGCGAAACAUGGCCCUUCUCAAAUAUGAUCAGCAAGAUUUUGAGACUGCUGCCAAGCUGUACAAGCGAGCCACGGAAAUCAAGGAGCAGGACACCUCAUAUCAGGUCAAGGACCUGCUGUCCAGAAGGAGCUCCAGUGGCGAUACCACCUCCACUGUGAAGAACCACCUGCACCCGUGAAGAAGUACCAUACUUUACCGUGAAUGUAAUGGGCAACUAUGUACAAAGUACAUCAAUUUGUUCAUGCCAAAAUGGAGACAGAAACAAUUCAAGAAAAAAAAGCGAUUUAGACAAAUUUAUUUUUGCACUAUCAAUUAAUCAGCUUCAUUGGAAAGCUUUAUUUUGUAUUCAAAGAAUAAAGCGUUUUGAUGAUCAGAAGCAUUGGUUGCAUAGCAUUAUUUUUUGACAAUUUUAAGACCAGUAUCUUUUAAAUAUGGGACCUUGAAAGGAACCGUUGUCAUCAUUUUGUUUACUGACAAAAUAUCUGUGGAAACACUUGGAAAAGUGAAGAAACACUUGUAUCCAUGAACAACCACCAAAACCUGUGAAAAUACACAUGUUUUCGCACAAAGCCACCUGCACUUGUGAAAAUCUAGUUACAUUCAUCUACAUCUGUAAAAACCGUACUCCAUUCAUUAAGAACAAACUGCAUCUGUGAAAAUUCACUUGAUUUCAUGAAAGACUCGCCUGCAUCUGUGAAAUGUACCUGCAUUUCGCACAAAAAAACACAAGCAUCUGUGAAAAUCAAUUUGCAUUCAUGAAGAACCACAUGUUUCUGUGAAAAUCCAUCUGCAUUUACAAAGAACAAACUGUUUCUGAUGAAAUCCAUCUGCCUCCGCAAGAACCACCUUUAUUUGUGAUAAUCCACUUCAUAAACAACCACAUGCAUAUGUGAAAAACCACCUGCAUUCACGAAGAACCCCCUGCAUCUGUAAAAUUCCCCAUCAUUCAUGAAAAAUCACCUGCAUUUCAAGGAGAACCACCUGCUUCUUUGAAAAUUUGUCAGACUCUUUUCUAGCAAACUACUUGCAUCUGUGAACACUACCAACAAAAUCCUGGAAAAACACCUGCAUUAGUAAAACAGGAUUUUAGCAGAUUCAUACAGCCUCUUUCUUGUAUUUCUGCUGAUGUGCUGUUAAUAUUUGAUUUUAAAAUACAGUAACAGUAAAUGUUUCAGGUUCUACAAUUAAUAGAUUGUCUCCCUUUAAUUUUAUUGUUGAUGGUCUCCCUUUAAUUUUAUGAAAUAUUUAUAUUACACUAGUGUGAUCCUUCUGCAUUUAGGCAAAUCCUUUUACUUUAUUUCCUUUUUCGUAUUUUCAGAGGAUAAUGUGUUUGUUGCUCAAAAAUGUUUUUUUUUAACUGAAGAUCUAAUACAUGGCGCAUUUGAUUUGGGUAAAUUUUAUGCCAACUUUUAUGAAGAGUUAAUGACUAGGGUUUAUUGGUUGUAAGCAUUCUAUAGAAGACGUGUUUUAAUUAUUGUUCACAUACAAUUUUGUGAAAUAGUUUGAGAUAUAUUGUACAAAGUUCAAGCUAAGAUUGUGCAUCAAUUUACACAAGUUAACUUAAACCUUUUUUAAAAUACAGGUUUAAACUGUAACAGUUAUAACUACAAUUUACAUAACAAGAGCAAGAGUUAUUUUGUAACUUAUAAUACUUCGUUAUAUACAUAACUGAAGUUUUUUUGUUGUUUAUAUUUUUGACAAUCAUUGGUUUUAUUGCUAUCUACUUACAAUUACAGACAGUUGUUACAUUAUGCUUUGAAUUGUAUUUUUUAUGCGAUUGUUACAGUUGUUUGGAGCAACUAUUUUAUUUUUUCUUAACAAUCGGUGUUGAGAAUUUUUUUCAUAAGUUUUAUUACAUAAAUGACACGUAUGUAUUUUCCAUGUCCAUAAAUUAUGUCCCAAGUUUUUAUUAUUUAAAUUUUUUAAUUAAAUACAUUGAUCAUGUGUGCUGGUAACACUUGGCUCUAUUAAUUGUUAUAAUAUUGGAUCUUUAAAUGUUUCACUGCAUUUUUAUGUCCCCCAGUCUAUACUGGGGGACAUAUUGUUUUUGCCCUGUCUGUUUGUUGGUUUUUUGGUUUGUUUGUUUGCGUCAAACUUUAACAUUGACCAUUGCUUUUGCAAUAUUGAAGAUAGCAACUUGAUAUUUGGCAUGCAUGUGUAUCUUAUGGAGCUGCACAUUUUGUGUGGUGAAAGGUCAAGGUCAUCCUUCAAGGUCAAUGGUCAAAUAUAUGGGAGGACAUAGUGUUUCACAAACACAUCUUGUUGUUACUUAUUAUGUAUUUAUAUUUUUGUUUUUAAUAUGAGAAUUCAUAUUAUAUUCGUACAAUCACAUUUUUAUACUCGUUCAAUCUAUGUUAGCGCAAGAAAUGUUUAAUUUCUCUUUGAUUAAAAAAGUGUUGAAUUUAAUGAUUUUAAGUUAGCAAAAUAAUGAAAAAACAUCAGAUUCUAGUACAUUCAAUGUUACGAUGAUUUACAAUUAAGUCUGAUGGUUAGAGUGAUUUUAUAUGCUAGCAUCUUUAAUUUGUUUUAGUUGUUUAUAUGAUACCAAUUGUUAUAUAUGUUAUAUUUUUACAUGGCUGCUGAUAUUGAUAUUGAAGUUAAAAUUUGUUAACAAUUAUUAUAAAGUUUUGAUCUGUCUAUAUUUAACCGUCCAUUUAUUUGCCAUUGUUGCACAUUAUUUGUGAUAUUUAUAAAAUUAUAUGUACUUUGAAAUGUUUUUGAUAAAAAACGAUUAUCAUGUAUGCUGGCAAUUAUUUAUGUUGCUAGUUUUAUGCCAAAGAUGCUGUUUAUGAAAAAUAUGAGUAGUUAUACAGUUAUAAUACUACACAUUAAAGAUCUGUGAAUUUGA